Molecule: messenger RNA, 861 nt
Organism: Fusarium pseudograminearum CS3096
Lineage: Eukaryota; Fungi; Ascomycota; Sordariomycetes; Hypocreales; Nectriaceae
Exons: 2
Coding region: 1-861 (286 amino acids)
Molecular function (GO): metal ion binding
Source: RefSeq, a predicted model, not a curated record
AUGGCUGCCGACCUCAUCAUGCCUACUCUUCCGGGUGACCAGCACUCGCGUCACUUCUUUCCUCAGCAGCAGCGCCCUACACAUCAACGCAACCACUCAUAUCAGAUCUCGGUUGGCCCUCAGAUCUCUCCCAUCAACACCCAGUCCAGCAGCCCCGACUCUGCUUCAUCAAAUCCUACUUCUCCCAGAUCGCAUCAUGCACGACAGACUCGCCCCAUGUACAUGCCUGCAGCACUGCGUCCCAAUCUAUUCCCCUCAAAGACCAGCAAGAUGCCCAUUGAUGAUGGUGCAUCUACCUCAAGCACAGAGUCUGAGAACACCCUGCGACGCACCAACAGCAGUCUCAUAAACAUCCCUGGCAUGUCUGUCUUUGGCAACAAAUUGGCGCGUGUUUCCACUGGUGAUAGCUCCCAGAGCAGUAUCGACGGUGACUUCGACCCCGAGAUGUUUCCCGAGGUCAAGUCUCAACCCACGCGCAAGCACUGGAAGCCCGAUUCCGAAUCUACUGUCUGUGACGACCCGACUUGCAAGCGCACCUUCAGCUACUUCACUCGCCGCCACCACUGCCGAAAGUGUGGCCACAUCUUUUGCGACUCCCAUUCCACCUUUGCUGCUCCUCUCGACCAUGAUGCCAAGUUCAACCCGCGUGCGCCUCUUUCAAGAACCUGCCGCCAUUGCUGCGAAGAGUUCAAGAGCUGGUACACUCGCAACAAUAGCCGUGCUUCAAGCGCCGCAUCUUCCGAUGCUCCCAACCCUACCUCGACUCCUAUCGCCGCUGGCUUCGGGGAUGCCUCUGACUUGCCUCGUGGCCCUGAACUCGCUGCCAGUGUACCUAGAGAUUGGAACUGGAGCACCUUCUAA